CUCAUUCGUUGUCACAGGAACUGAAAACCCACACUGACUUACACGUAGCCUGGUCAAACAUCCGUUCAAACCUUCACAGACCAAUGAGGAUGACUAAUAUGACCUUGCAUCGGGAUCCUAUCCUUCUGUUUUACUUGGGACCUUUUCCAUUGAGACUAUAAGUUCUCAAUUCAUGAAACCAUAACAAGGAAUGUUAGAGCCAAGGUUUUCUUAUUUAUUUCCUACCCAUCUUUCUGGAUUUUUUUGUUGUUGCAAAAAUGGACAAUUAUUUUCCAUUUUUAGUGCAUAAUACUGUCUGGGCAUAAGGAGGUUCAAGGACAAUUCUGGACAAAACUUCGGUUUGAUUGUCUGCUAUCUGACCUGCAGUAGAUCUCUGGUCUCUGUGUUUCCUGUGGGUAUAUAUGGCUCAAGUCCAGGUCACCGGUGCGAGGUUUAGCUGGACCCCUCUGCUGGCUCUGUCUCAAUUCACCUAUUUACUGUUGGGAGCCACCAUUUUCCAACUGCUUGAGAAAGAAGCUGAAAGUAAGAAUCGCAUCCAUUUUCAGAUGGAGAAACUAUUUUUUCUGGCUAAUUACAGCUGCCUGGAUGGGCCAGCCUUGGAGAAGUUUGUACAGGUGAUUUUAGAUGCAAGAGAAAGUGGAGUGAACCCUUCAGGAAACUCUACUAGUGCAAGUAACUGGGAUUUUGGCAGUUCUUUCUUCUUUGCAGGGACCGUUGUCACCACUAUAGGCUAUGGAAAUCUCUCCCCCACCACAUACCCCGGGCAGGUUUUCUGUGUGUUUUAUGCCUUAUGUGGGAUCCCCCUUAACCUAGCCUUCCUCAAUCAGCUCAGCAAGUGUCUCGGUGCUCAUCUAGGACGCCUGGAGCACAAGAUGAUGUCAAUGGUGCCUCAUAAGGCAGCAGUGUUGGACUUUCAAAAUGACCUCACCAUUCAAUCACAACAUGAUAAAAAAAAGCAGUGUGUGGAGGUGCUGGCGGUGGCCUUAUUCCUGCUCAUGGGCAGUGUGCUCUUCCUGAUCUUCCCACCGGUGAUCUUCAGCUACGUGGAGGACUGGUCAUACGGAGAGGGUUUCUACUAUGCCUUCAUAACUCUCAGCACCAUUGGCUUUGGAGACUAUGUGGUGGGAAAUGGCCGGGACAAGCAAAACGUCUCUGUGUACCGCUGCCUAGCAGCAGUAUGGAUAAUCUUUGCCCUUGCAUGGCUCGCCUUGCUCCUCAACAUAGGUGCCAGGAUCAUGGAGCAUUUUCUUAGCAUCAAACAACCCUCCAUGACUGUAAGAGAUGAGCAAAGGUCUUCAGUAAGAAAGCAGGUGGAAAGUCUGAGUACACCAGAGAACCAACCCGAAGAGAAGAAGGAAAAAGCAUUCUUUAAAAUCAGAGUGGUUUAACCCAUGUGGUUUAAGACUGUCAGAGCUUUUAUUGGCUAUAAAUCCUAUGUUUCAGCCAUUUUAAUGUUGUUUUUUUUAGUCUCUUCAUUCAUAUAAUUUGUACCUUAUAUUCUAGAUUUCAUACAUUACCUGUUAAAAAAUUGUGCAAUGUUAAUGAUAAAUCCGAUUCCUUUUCAUGCCAUGUAUUGGAUUUAGUUUAGAAAUUGAAAUUGCAUGGGACAGCAUCAGCAGACCACAAAUCGAUUAUCUCAGUAGAUAGUAAUUAUGGGUGAAAUCAAUGUCACAACUAGUUUUCAGAGUUGUGUUUUUUCCUGAAAGAAAAUUUGGUGCAUUCAGUAAAGUGUGAAUACUGCUAAAUCUAUAUACGUAAUAACUUCUAUAUAUAUAUUUACAAAUUCUUGGGCUAGAAUUGUGCUUGUGUCUUGGCCAGAUACAAUGAAAAAUGAUGAAUUAAAAACUCUGGUACAAAAAGUCACAAAUCUGUAAACAAAAGACUGUGUGAAUCUGUCCAUAUACUAACAAUGUGCUAGGCUCUCGGCACCAGAGCUUUGUAAUUAAGGACAGUGUCCCAAUUCAAAGAGAAGGAUGUCUCUGUCUAAGGAAGAAGAGAUGGUGGUGAGCUGUCUCUGAUCACUGCCUAUGUGUGAUUGGACCAUGUGUGCCCUGGAGAGGUAUAGAGAAGCUACCUGUGAUCAUUUUUAAAUUGGGGAUCUAGGGUUGUCUUCAGACAAACCAUGGUGUGAUCUGUAUCUGAUGUGGAAGUUAUCUGCUUUCUAUGUUGCAUUCGUAGUAAAGUGGUUGUUUCAGGCUUUUUAAUUUUUGCUCCGUGAUGGUAUGGGAGCCUCAGCGGAGGAGAGGAAAUACAAUAUUUGUUUUAAAACCAGACUGAAGCACUAUAUUUAGCUCUGUGGAUAACAGAAAUGCAUUUCUCAUGCUAUAGCCUGGACCAUCCAAAAAGUGCCUUCUUCACUUCUUUAGUGUUCUUGCUUAAAGGAAAUAAUAAAUAAAAGUCCUGAAAACUGAGGAAUUCUUCUAUCUGAAACCCAAGAAAAAGCCGAAAAAUCAAGAAGUGGACUCAAGUGUUUUGGACUAAGUGUUAAAACACCCUUAAAGCAGUUUGUGAGUCAAGUACACCUAAAUCAAUGUAUAGAUUACAGUUUAGAGAUUUAGUAAUAGUCAUAUGGCUUUUAAGCACUUGUAUCUAUACAGUCUUCUGGUCACUAGUGCAUUAUGCAUUUGCAUUUCUCCUUUGAGUAUUCUUGUUGUGCCUUGGAAUUUGCAUCCUCUUUUUGUUUUUUACAUAGCUCAGGUUACAUCCAGGAUAAGCAUGCAUUCAUUCAACUAUAAAAAUGUGUUAGACAUUUUAAUGAACUGCUUUUUAUAUACGAGGACCACAAGUUUGACAUUUAUUCAUGAGAUAUAUUCCCUUUUUCUGGGACUCAGAUUUGAGUCCCUUGUCAUAAUGAAUAUGUACUUGUAAGUGUGUAUACAAUGGAUAUGAAUCGUCUUCACCCCCUGUUGAAACGGCAGGUUUUUAUGACGGAAAAAAAUGAAAUCAAAAUAAAACGUAACUUUUUAAUGACUUGUUAGCAAAUUACAACAUAAAAUAAAGUGAAAACCAAUCAGAAAUAUCAUGGAAAAAAAGGGGAGGAAAAACAAGUUUAUCAAUUAUCCAGUCUUUUAUAAAUGGGAACGUGUCUGAAUGAACCAAUGACAUUCAAUCUCAUGUUUAGAAGUGAUUG
Molecule: messenger RNA, 3130 nt
Organism: Silurus meridionalis
Lineage: Eukaryota; Metazoa; Chordata; Actinopteri; Siluriformes; Siluridae
Product: potassium channel subfamily K member 16-like
Exons: 6
Coding region: 402-1388 (328 amino acids)
Biological process (GO): potassium ion transmembrane transport; stabilization of membrane potential
Cellular component (GO): membrane
Molecular function (GO): potassium ion leak channel activity
Source: RefSeq, a predicted model, not a curated record